GAGAACUAUGGUUCUGGUCUCUUGUGCUUCCAUCAGUACUGUGAUUCAAGGAGGAUUCCUGAGUCUCUUUGCAUGCCGGCUCCUGAUCACCUUCUUAUAUCGUUCAUAGCCUCCUGGGCAGGGAAAGUAGCUGGAUCCACUGUUCAAAAUUGGCUUGCAGGUAUACACUUCUGGCACAACUUGCAUGGAGCACCAUGG
Suillus subaureus is the source of this 198-nucleotide messenger RNA. RefSeq lists its product as uncharacterized. Lineage: Eukaryota; Fungi; Basidiomycota; Agaricomycetes; Boletales; Suillaceae. The annotation marks the transcript as partial. The transcript has a single exon. The record is from RefSeq and is a predicted model, not a curated record.